This is a messenger RNA of Nilaparvata lugens (brown planthopper), 11373 nucleotides long. RefSeq lists its product as uncharacterized. Gene Ontology annotation, cellular component: CERF complex. The coding region runs from base 155 to 5482 and encodes 1775 amino acids. The record is from RefSeq and is a predicted model, not a curated record. Gene Ontology annotation, molecular function: protein binding. Gene Ontology annotation, biological process: chromatin remodeling. NCBI's taxonomy places the organism in Eukaryota, Metazoa, Arthropoda, Insecta, Hemiptera, Delphacidae. The transcript is spliced from 13 exons.
UUUUCAGUUCGCAAGUAUCCCCGGAUUAACUAACAUCCGGCGAUUCAAAACAACCAAACAGUGAAACAGUGAACUGUGAACAGCGACGAGUGAAGGGUUUAUUGUGUUGCAGUGAAGUGAAUAUGUCGAUAACGAUUAAUUGAAACGUUACUCAAUGGAUGAUAUUCAAUCAUGGUGGGAGGUUCCAAGUAUUGCCCAUUUUUGUUCAUUGUUUAGGGUAGCUUUCAACUUGUUGGACUUCGAUAUUGAGGAGCUGGAAGAAGCUCUGCUAACCGAUGGCACAGAGGACUGUGGCAGUUCGUUGCUACAGGAACUUAUAGUACGCUUAUUAUGUGGAAUAGUCGGAAACAAUGGCAUUUCCACGUUCAAUUACCAAAUGUUCUUGCGUCGCCUUUUCAGACAAAAAUGCCGGGAAUACGGGCGAGAGAACCCCUUCAACACUGACAUUGAUUUCCAAUUUCUUCCACUACGAACAAAAGUAGAAAUUCUCCAUGCUCUCUGUGAUUUCCGACUAGAUGCAGACGAUGUUUUAGAUGUCCUUAAGAAUUUAGAUUCAGACAGCUUAAGAGUCCAUCCAUUGGGAUACGAUGAAAAUCGGUCAGCCUAUUGGUAUUUCUAUGGCACCCGGCUUUACAGGGAAGACUAUCCAAAAGCGAAAAAGAAGAAGAAGAAGCCGCGCGAACGAGAGAAGGUGGAGACGAAGGGCGGCCGUGGCGGCAAACGACGCGGCAGGGGGGCGGUGACGGACGACGACGGUGGUUCGGAUGACACGUCGGGGGCGGAGGGAGGCGGAGGCGGUGAGAUGGGCCUCGGCCAGUGGCAGGUGGUCUGCUACACGGAGGCCGACUGGGAGCAGCUGGCUCAUGACAUGGCCGACUCCCGCUGCAAGGAGGAGCGCGCCCUGCAUACUGUGCUCAACGAUGACUUCCUGCCCGAGAUACCCAGGCUAUUCGAGGAGAAGGAACGCCUCCAGAGGAAAAGGCUAAUGGAAAUGCAGCCGAGACGACAGUCAUCACGAAUAGAAAAGCUAAAACACCAAAAGGAAGAAGAAAAACUUAGACAGGCAAAAUUGGAAAAACUGGAAAGACAAAGGCUAGAAAGAUUAAAACAGGAGAAAGAAGAAAAGAAAGACAGUGCGUCGAGUCGAGCCACGCGCGCCAUGAUGAGAUCGCGGUCGAGUUCGGAGUGCGACGGCAGCUUGGUGACGGGGGGUGGGGAGGGGGGCGGUGAAGGUGGAGGCACCGCCCCCGAGUCAGGAGGCGGCGACCACCGCCCCCAGGGCCACGGCCAGGGCCGACAGACUAACAACAGCCUCGCUUCGGCCACCGGACAGAUCAUCAUUCAUCAGCAUCCAUCCAGGCAAAAACUGAAGACAUCUCAAGUGUUCAAACAGAGCGAUGAAGACGUGCGUACCGGCCUUUACAAGAUCCUCGACCGACUGAAGAACCACGACGACGCGUGGCCGUUUGUGGACCCGGUCGAGGAGGAGUACGCGCCGCGCUACUAUUCGGUGAUAGCCAGGCCGAUGGACCUGCAGCGCAUGGAGGACAAACUGGACGCCGGCCAGUACCGCAGCUUUGGCCAGUUCAAGGCCGACUUCCAGCUCAUCAUCGACAACUGCCGCCAGUAUAACGGAUCUGAUAAUGAGUACACGGAAAUGGCGAGCAAACUACAGGAGGCGUUCGAGUCGGCGGUGGAGCGCUACCUGGAGGUGGAGGUGUCGACCGACGAGGAGGUGGCGGUCGAGUUCCAGGGAGGCGGCGGGGGCGGUGACCCGAAGGCGGGUGGAGGCGGACGCAAACGUAAGGGUUCUGAGCCCAGGGAGCCGCGGUCGCCGUCAGAGUCGCUGCCUGCUAGGAGCGACGACAGCGACGAGGAGCUUGACCGUGACCUUGAUCGUGACGACGAGCGCGACCGCGAUAACGCCAAGGAGGAGAGCGGCUCGGACGGCGGCACGAGUCAGACGUCGGGUGAGCGACGUUCGCGAAAGCGGCGGCGACCCGGCUGGCAGCAGAAGAAGGGCGGCGGUGCUCUCAAGAAUGUCGACGCAUUUGCUGCUCUCGAACUGGCUACUGAGCAAACUCUCAAGGACAUCAGCAAAUGGCUGGACGACACACCGCGCUUCUCGGAGUUCUCGUCGGCGAGCAACUCGCCGUCGCAGUCGCAGUCGAUGACGACAGCCGCGGCCGCAGUCGCACUGGAGGACAGCGACGUGGCGGCACGCAUCGAGAACGACUACCGCAACCGGCUCAAGCUGGACCGGCCGCCGCGACCCAGGGAUUACAACCGGGAGUCUCAGCGGCGGAGGUUAAUGAAAGAACAGGGCUUCAUCAAGAGAAGAAGAGAGAUCCACCGUACGAUCGACAGGCUCCAGCCGGGCAAGAGUAAAGGUAAUCUGCUUUCCAAUUUAACCACCUCAAAGAACAACGAGGAAACCUCGGUUACAGCCAACAAAGAUCAAAAAUCCAACUUAACUGACGUUGACGAAUCCGCGCCAAAACUCAGUUUAGGCACUGUACUUACUAGUGAUGUGAUCGGGUUUGGCAAGCAUAACUUUGGGGAAAAUGAGUCCAGGAAAGAAAAUAUAGAUUUCUUGGAUGAUAGUAAUGAUGAUAAGAAGUUGGUGAUACUAGAUGAAGACAAGAAGUCGCCGGAUAGUUGUGUGAAGUCUGAGGAUGUUGCAGACCCGCCCGAUGAGAAGAAGGUGAAGUGUGAAGAGGAAGAGGAGAAGAAGCCGUUGUUGGCUGUGAAGAAGAAACCGGUUGUGGCGGAGAGUGGUGGGGGGAAUUGUGGGGGAGGGGCUAAACAGGCGCCGAAUUUGAGUGCUUGGUUCAAGGCGUUUGGGGCGCCCAAAUCUCAGCCCACCGUCAAGAAGAAGCCAGAAGAGGUGAGACCGAUCUCGGUUUUGGAGGAGAGUAGUAAACCGUCUCCAAGGCCUGAGAAGGUUGUCAACAAGGAAGAUGAGGUGGUGGUUGUGGAGGAGGUUGAGAGGAAGGUUGCAGUUGCAGUGGUGCCACCCUUGCAGUCACCAGCCAGGAGGCAGAGGAAAGCUAGCACGGGAAGUAGUGUUUCGGAAAGGUCGUCGUUCAGUCAAGAUCCCAACGAUCCAAUGAUCGAUGGUUCGUCCCCUAGACCUAGUCUGGAUGAGCCCUACCUGUCACCUCAAUCCGAACCCAUGAAGACACCUUACCAUCACUCACCUGUCAACGGUACUAUCAGGGUCGGGUUCUACCAGGAUACCUCGUUUCCGAGGAGUAAUUCCAGCAGUAGCCCCAGGGAUCCACCGAGUUGUAGUCCAAGGGACCCGCCCAGCUGUAGCCCGAGGGACCACCCCGACUGCAGCCCCCACAGCUACAGCCCCAAGCACCCCGUCCCCAGCCCCAAAACCACGGACUACCGGUCGCCCUUCACCCCGUCAACACUACCCAACUACUCAGCGCCCGUUGUGACCACCUCGUCGGCUGUUUGCGAGACUCCCCUCUACGAGGCGCCACUGUCGCCGUUCCCGGCUCACAUGCCUUACUACGACACCAACAAGCCCAUCAUCGACCAGUACAGGUCGAGCGUGCCUGUAGCACCUGCACAACAGCAACUACCUCCCAAACCACAAAGACUGCCGACUCCGCCACCUGUACAGGCGCCGCCUGCUGUUGAGAAGUGUAUGUUCCCGGUUAAGAAGCGGGGCUACAGUGAUGUGGACAGCAUGCAGCAUCACCAGUUACAACUACAGCAGCAACAACAACAGAAAGCUGUAGAGGAAGUGCCACCUCCAGUUACAAUCAGUGAACCGUACAGGGGAGGCUCGUUCGCUCCCACCCGGGGUGCAGUGGAACAAGACCGUGCUUUCACACCAACCCCUGGCAGGAUGCCCACCUCUCACGCCCCCACCCCUGUCCACCACGCCUACCCCCCUGAGGCCACCCUCAACCUGGGCCUCUCCCACCACACCCUGCCCCCUCCCCGGCACCCCCUCGACCGGUUCACCAACGAACGUCUCCUGCAGGCUCCGUUCUUCGGCGCCGACUACAGUAAGACUGUGCGCUCCGCUGAACAGCUGAUGUAUCCCCAAACCCACGCCUCCACUACACCCACCACUAGUUACCCUGGCAAAGAACCCUGCCACCAGUACCCGGGUAGACCAGAUCUGAGUGAAGUGACCGUCCCCGCAGACUACAACCGUCCCCCACAGACUCUCUCCUACCCUGAUCCACGUGCUAUGAAACCGAGUGAAGUUGUUUCACCCGGCUACAACACGGCGGGACGCACGUCGCCUUCUGCCACAGCUUUAAACUACUCGAGAACUUCGGAUUCUCGGUCGCCCAGCGCUAUCAACCCGUCUUCGCCGCUUAACUUCUCUAACGCCGAUAAGAGGAUGUCUGAUACGGUGAUAACGUCUUCGUCGUCCUCCCCUGUUACCUACAUGACUCGACCGCAGGAUCUGAAACGAAUGCCACCUACCUCACAACCGCUCGCCUACGGCAAAGUGGUCGCUCCUGAUCUGUCGUCGAAAGUGAAUGUGUCGUCACCGUUAUCGUACACAAGUCGACAACCGAUGACUGACAUGAUCCCGGGCAAAGUGCCGUCGCCAUUCUGCGGGCGACCCGAUUUGUCUGAGUACACGAAUCCGGAGUUAGUGGCCAACAAGCUGAGUGUGCCGACGCCGUUGAGUUAUGCAGCCACCCAACAGGAGUUGAUUAACAAGGUGAACUACAGCCACCCCAUGUCGGAGUUGAUGCAGAGUCAGGCCAGGUACAACUACCCGAUCAGUGAACUGAUGCAGGGCAAGGGCUAUCAGGCACAGAUCAGUGAGUUGAUGCAGGGCAAGAGUGACCUGUACGGCAGUCGUCCUGGCGAGCAUCUACUCACGUCACAGUCCAUGUACAACUACUCGGGGGGUCGAGCGGUGGUGAAGGAGGCGCCCGUCAAGAGUGUGGCGCCUCCCAAGAAGCAGACCAAGAAGAGUAAGAAAGCUGCGGCGGCGGCGGCUGCGGCUGCGGCGGGAAUGGAAGCUGCGGCUGCAUCCGGGUUCCAGCAGUAUCAGAGUCAGGCGGCGUCCGACGCUAUUGCCCUGAAAAGCGCUGCCAGUGUAGUGCCGGGAAGUGCCUUCAACUUUGGUCCGGCGCCACACUCUCUCAAGGACAGCUAUGCCUCCUACAUGGACGACAUCCGUUCGUCGGGCUACUAUGUGCCCCCUCAACACCAACAGCCACCCGACACCACCAAAUCUACCUCAAGUGUCGCAGCUCCCCCCGCUCCUCACCCCACCUUCUCCUUCCUCGGCAACUCGUCCCGUCCCCCGUACCCGCAUCCACCCCACCCACAUCACCCCUUCAUCAACUCGCCCUACCAGCAGUACCUGCCCAGGCAUCCCGAGGACAUCCUCAGGCCGAUGGUCCUGCACCAGGGCCUGCUUCCCGGUCCAAGCUACCCGCCCGGGUAUCUCGGCAUCCACGACCCUAUACCUCGGCCAUCGUGGCUUUGAAUGGUGUUUGGCUGAUGCUCCUCGCUGCUAGCUCAAUCUAUCAAUCACUUGUUAUGGUCCCGCAGCAGCUGCCUUUCAUAUCAAGUGUAAUCGCAAUUAAUACUUUGAAGCCAUAGUUUAUGAAUUGUCAGAUUUAAAUAACACCAAAUUAAAAUAUUUUUAUAGUUAAGAAUUUAUUGUUUGCUUCAAGUGUAGUCGGCAUUAGAACUUUGAAGCCCUGAUUUAUGAAUUGUCAAGUUCAAAUAACUCCAAAAAUAGUUGGAAAAAUAUUGAUUGUUUCAAGUUUAAUCGGCAUUAGAACGGCUCUUGAAAUCCAUAAUUGGGAAAAUCUUUCACAGCUGAAGAAUAGGUAGUUGGCAAAAGCCAAUAAUUGAAAUUCAAGAUUUUUGUAUAAAACUAAUCGAGUAACAUGUAAAAAUGUUCAAUUAUUUUGAUUGUGGAGAAACUCAUGUUACUGUAGCAUUUGCAGUACCUAGAGCUAAAUAAAGAUAUUUACUUGUUUUGGCUUGGAAUAUGGAAUUUACAAGUUGCUAUAAUUGUUAAUUGCUCAAAAAUUGAUGAUAAAAGUUAUUUAGUGCUUGCUGGAAACAAACUCCACGUUCAACUUGUAUUAAAGUGUUAUCUAUCCAAAUGGUUUUCAACAUAAAAUUCAAAUUUGAAUUAUGUUUUGCAAGUGUUGUAGCCUGAUGAACUAAUUUUCAUUAAUUGAAUUGUCAACUUAUCAAUGAUAUCGUGAAUUACAAGUUAAUUGAAAUCCCUCCACCAAAGUACUUAAUUUGGUAAUGAACUUGUUCAAAGUAGUUCAUUUUGUAUUUUUCAUAAAUUCUAUGGAAGAAUCAACACCAAAAUUUACCACUUCAGGCAAGGAGCAUCAUCGAAUAACUUCGAACAACAUUCAAAGUACAAAAUUCUAGAUAUAAUUAAUUUUAUAUAAGAAACCAUCAGGGUUAAGAUUAUUUAAGUCAAUAGAUUAUUGGCAAGGUGAUUAGAAUACUAUGUAUUUAAAUUACCUUGAUUUAUUGGUGUAGAUAGAGAUGAAACUCCGUAUACUAUAGUGUGAUUGCGUGUGCAUUGAUUAAUAUAGCAUUAAUUACAAAUGCAUUCUUCUUUAGAUUUAAGAGAAUCUUAGAUCAUUAUCAUUCAACAACCAUCACUUAUUUUUUAGGGCUUUACUCUUGACUUUCCGACAUAUUUUCAUAAUUAUUAACAUAAUUCCUUCAAAUUAUCAGGAGCCUUCAAUUUCUGAUAAUUUUUUUAUUCAUUGCAUCAAGUGAUUUUUUGCAUUUCUCGUUGUUUUAUAUACGAGUACUAAGUCAAAUAGAGGAAUGUAUAAUUCAUAGAAUGUAUUCUAGAUUCCUUUUUGGAGCGGUAUUCUAACAAUUGGAUAACGCCAUUCAAGCUAUAUAUCCAUUAUAUUUUUACAAAUUACAUAACAAAAUUAUUGUUUUGUAGAAUGUAAACAAUCAUAGAAGCUGUUGUCAAUCAAUUAUAUUUGCAACGUUAUUCAAAUAGACUCUUUUGAAAAUAAAUCAUUAUUUUCAGUCACACCAACUUGGUAAUUUUAUUACCAAAUUGGAUUGAAAGUUCAAAUCCAACUUGAACUUUACAGGGAAUAAAUUCCUCACUUUGUUCAAGGAUGUAUUUUCCUAGCUGCGCUGUAACUUUUGUCCAAGCCUCGUCAAGCUUUUAAACCUCGACAGGGGUGAUGAUGACUCAACAUUUUUUGUAGGAAUUGAUAAUAUUAUUUUCUAAAUUUGAAAGCUUUGAUUCUCGAAAUUAUUGAAUACAUGCAAAUUUUAUUCAUCUGCUGAUGAUUUUACAAAUUUUUAAGAGGAAUUCCGUUUUUAAAAGACGGUUUUGGUAAUACAUUACAAAGAAACUAUACGUAUGCUUAUAGGCAAUAGCGCAAUUGAAGAAUGUACUGUAAUUCAGUUCUUAUGAGAUAUUGAAAAAAUGGUUAGUAGCUUCUUUAAGGAAAACCCAAUAUUCAAUGAUAGGGUACUAAAUUAGAUGGUAUCAACUGUUGAAGAUCUCUUGAUGCAAUGAAUAAUGUUUUAUUAGCCUGUACCCGCUAAGCUGAAGACUCUUAUAUACAUGCAUUAAGGAUUUUAGAUCUAUUCAUGGUCUUGAACUCCCAAUGAAAAAUUAAUAUUGUUUGAAAGUCGAACUUUUGGCCGUCAUUGAAUAAUGUUGUUACUCCUAUUCAAGCUAUUGUUUUUCAAAUACCCAAGUUAUAUGAAAAAAGAUUAAUUUUGCUCGAUAUUCGUCUCUCUUAGUUUUAAGAUUUACAAUUUUGUUCACUUAUGUUGUCACAUUUUCUGGACUUGUUUUGACAAUGUUCAAUGAAAGUACAAUGAAAAUAUGUUCAAUGAAUAGAAUAGAAUUUUAUUCUAUUCUAUCCAAUGAAAGUACAAUGUAACCUACUUUAUAAUUUUUGUUUUUCAUAUUUGGUCAUUUUGUUAUUCUCAGUAAUUAUGUCUGUUUUUCGUUAUUGUAAUAAUUUUUGUUGUCAAGUUAAUAAUUGUUUUCUCGUUUUCGGUUUAUCAAAUUGAUAGAUUAUUACGAUUUCAACAUUUUGAAAAAUAUUCAGUUGGAAUUCUGUAAUCUAUAUCGGUGCAAUUAUUUUAAAAGUUAUUUCAAACUUAGAAUUCCACUGUUGUGAAACAAACUUGUAUUUCACCGGAAUCUUGAAUCAUGAUUUUGCUUAUGUGUGAUACAUCAACUGCAAUCAAUAGAUUGAUUUCAUUUAUGUUUAAUAAAGUUCAUUUAUUUUUUCACUCGGUUGAGUUAACUACAAUUGAAUAUAUAUAGUUAAUCAAUAAUUAAGUUACAAAAUAUGUUUCUAAUUAUGGAGAUGAUGUACCCAAUGUUGAAAUAAUCAAUUAAACAAUCUUAUGUAUAGGUAAUUACAUCACAUCAAUAGAUUCAUUUUUGGAUUGCUCUUGAAGCAUAAAGACUAUGCACAUUAUAGCAUUUUAUUAUUUUUGUAUUACUUUGAUGUCUUAUAUAAUAGUCGUCGCAUAUUCUGAUUUAUUUUAUACUGUAGACAGUGUUAAUCAUCUUGAAACCGUCGUAAAAAAUUAACAAUUAUCAAAGUACAAUAUUUUUCAUUUAUAUUGUUGAAAAACAUUCUUGUUACUCUAGAAAAAAUAUUACCUUUACAGGCUCACAUCACAUAUUAUAUUUUCAACUGUAGAUGAAAAUUAGUCCUUUUUAGCUGUAUUUUAUUUGAAAAUUUGAAAUUUAGUAGUAAUUUUACUGUCAAUUCUGUGUGCAAUUAAUAGUUUUGUUCCAAAUCUCAUUAUUUGUCUUCCUUGCAAUAAUAUAUCAAUUGAAAUAUGCAAUAUGGCAAUUACAGCUAGAUACAAGAUGACGAAUUCAGUUAUUUUGCCGUUUUAUAUUUUUAUUACGGUUUUCAUUAGUGAAAUUUGUAAUCUAAAGCCUUGAUCUUCCUUUAAUAACCUUCCCUUUCCGUGAAAUCCGAAUAUCCUUUGCUUCUAAGAAAUAUGAAUUAUGGUGUGCACUUUUAAUCGUUCAUUAAUAGAAUUUACUAGAAUCUGUGACCUUACAUAUCAUUUUAUUGAACCCUACAUCCAGAGCGUGAGCUUUAAUUGUCGAAAAAAUCUUCUCCGAUCAAACUAAUUAUAAUUAUUCUUGUUAAUUAGCAAAUUAAGUGCCAUUAGACAGAAAUUAAUAAUAUUAUUGGUGUGUGGUCAAAACCAGGUGGUAACAAUUAUACACAAAAACCAAAGAAACAGGAUGGUUUUGAAUUACUAUUCAUUUUUAAUGUACGUGUGAAUCGGACCAACCGAUAGUCUAUAGCUGAUAGAAUAAUGAUUAAACAUAACUAAAUCGAUUUACACUUACCAAUUAAGGAAUUCAAAUAGAUUUAUUUCUAUCUAAGUUUGUAAAAAUGUUAUGACGAAGUUGAUUGGUAUUUCUUGUACAGUUUGUUCUUUUAUACUUCAAAAGUACAGUAACUGUGUAUAUAAUACAAUUAUAUAUGUUGAUAUAUAAUUGUAUGCCGUUGUUAUAUAACGAGAUCAAAGAAGUUAUUGAGUGUAUAGCAUACCAAAAGACCACAAGUGUUGCAUUCGAGAACUAUAUCAAAGCCAUUUACCGUCUACGAAUAAUUUCUUGUAAAUUUGUAGAUAGGAAUAGUUGAUAGAUUUAUUACUUGAUGUUGGCAAGUAUGAAGUUUGUUAAAUCAAUAAUAGUGAUGCACUCUGAAGCGUUAGUUCUACUCUAGUAAUUUAGGGUGAUUUUGUGAUGAUAAAUAAUCUUGAACAAUUGUUUUCCAUGACAAAUAAUUUGAAAGUUUUCAACAAAAUUGGUGAUUUUGACAUACUUUAACGUUUUAAUAUUUGUUUAUUGUAACACAUGUUUCAAACUCUUCUUCAAGUGUGAAAAUUUACAUUCAAAUUCAAGUGUGUUAAGUUUUAUUUGAUGUUUAUUGUACAUUCAAGCAGCCCUUAUUAACAAACUGAACUUAACAUUUUGUUUUGUUUGACAAUAAAUAAAACAGCGUAAACAUUACUUUAUGUUUCUUGGUUUCUGUUGAUGUGUUGGUUGAAAGUAGCUUAUAUGUUUUUACUUAAUUAAAAAUUUGUUUUUUAAAAAGUAAUGUUUAUUUUUGAAGUGUUAUCAGGGGUGGGUUAUUGAAAUUGUUCUUAUUGUCUUGGGCAACUAUGGACACUUAUUGUAUAGAUGAGAGAUGCAUUAUAUUUCGCCAUUAGGAGCGAAUGUGAGUUUAAAUAGUUUGAUGAUCCACAUUUCGCUCCAGUAUGCGGAGUAUAAUUCAUUUCAGUACUGUACAAAAAGUGGCACUAGGAUGCAGGUUAUUUUGGGUUAUUUGAGACUACUAUCUUUAUGUUUGAAGUUAUUUUUUACAAAUCUCUAUUUUUGUUUGUAGCUUUAACUUUAUACUUUAAACUCUCAAUGCACCUUGAAUUCAUAAUAAAUAUCCAGAACUUUCUUCACUAGUUAACUCUUGUUUUUUUCAAGUCGAAAAUCUCUUUAAAUUAUCCAAGAUAUUUUUAGUUUUUGUGUGGUUCAAAAUCAAAAAUCAAUUAGUUUCUCUUAUUCUAGAGCAGAAACAUACUGCUCUAAAAACAGAAAAAAUACUACAAAACAAAGUGGGUACUGAAGGCACUUCUAUGCUUAAAAGCAUUCAUUAUUAAAAUUAUUGAAUCUUGUUUUUCAAUUAUUGUCGAACCCAUUUCAAGAACUAUUAUUUUGAACAAUUCUCAAAGUUUUUGUAUGAGGCGUCGUGUUCUUUUGAUAUGUUUGUCUUGUCCUUCUUGAUAAUUUACUUUUUGCAAUUAUUACAAUAACUUUUUCCAAGAUUUCCAUUUUUAUUCAUUUUUUAUUUACUUGUCUUUAUACUUUAGCUAUGGCAACGGUUCCUUUAAAAUUCAAUCAUUCUUUUUCAAAUGUGUGGAACAAACUAAUUACAUUUGUUAUUCUAAUUUUUUGUUGUAACUGCUGUCAUUUAUUAUUUUCAAAAAAAGCUCAAGCUUCCUCCAUUGAAUAAUUUCCAAUAGCAUAGCAGUGAAAAAUAUGAUGUAGAACUCCAGAAACUAGGCAUAGCUUAUAAUAGAUUGUUACAAACUAAUAAAAUAGAAUGAAAAUUGAUCGACACAAUAUUGUAACUUUGUGAAGCUUUAAAUAGUGUAAAAGAAUUUUUAUAAACUGUAAGACUGUAAAUAUUUUGAUGGAUUACAAAGUUUAUCUGAAUUAUCAUCAUCAAUACUGUUGUAUAUUAAUUUGUAAAGUUAUGAUCUCAGUUAUGUUUAAUUUUUGUAAUAAUUUGAAUUUAAAUAAUGACAGCACCGAAUAGAUGAACUUAAACUGUAAUAUGAUUGUAAAUAUAUAAAUAUAUUGAGAAGUUU